AUGCUGAACUUCGAGCUGGGCGCGUCGAUACCGCCAGACACGGCGCACGCAGUCAGCGUCUCCCUGCCGACAUGGAAGUCCAACGUCGGGUAUGAGGAGGGCGAGCAGUGGGUGGUCGGCCGCAUGACGACGGGCUACCCCCGCUUCUUCAUCCACAGGGCCAUCGCCACCUUCGCCGAGGAGCUGGCGGCCCGGUUCGGCCGCCGGCCGGGCCAGCAGGCCAUGCUGUUCCCCACGCGCGCCGCAGCCGCCCGCUGCGUGCGCUUCGUGAGGGAGCGCGCCCCCCUGCCGGCCCUCGACGGCCUCGACUCGGUCCACCUGGCCCUGGACCCGGCCGCGAGGCCGGCCGACCAGCUGCGCGACCUCGCCCCCUGCGUCUCGGCCGUGCUGUGCGUCCCGGCCGCAUUCCCCGUCGCAAAGGAGUACUGGCAGCACUCGGGUGACGGCGUGUCCAGCCGCAGGGCCGAGUUCUGCCACGGGUUGUACUCGGCAGGGCUGCUGGUCCCCCACGACCAGGACGCGGCGGCGGCACCCGUCCAGAAGCCUGCCAAGGGGCCCCGGCGGUACCAGCGCCCCGUGUCGGUCGACGCACCCCGGCAGCCGUCGCCCCCUGCCGACAAGGCGGCCGGGAACGGCGGGCCCGCGCGGCCCGCGGACGGGGAGGGGUCAGACGAGGAGACGGGCCGGUUCCUCGAGGAGCGGUUCGGCAGGAACCUCGACAUCUCGCUGCUGCCGCAGGCGCGGUCCGCCAUCAAGCGGCGGAUAGCCGGCGCCCUCUCGGCCGACCACGACAUCGCGAGCCAGCCCUUCCCGGCCAUGGAGUCCAACACCAGGGGUGUCCGGAACCUGCGCGAGGAGGACGUGUACCUCUACCCGUGCGGCAUGAACGCCAUCUUCAACGCCCACCGGCUCCUGCUGGCCGCGCGCGGGAGCAAAAAGAGCGUCGAGUUCGGCUUCCCCUACGUCGACACGCUCAAGAUCCUGCAAAAGUUCGGCCCGGGCUGCGUCUUCUACGGCCGCGCGUCCGAGGCCGAGCUCGACGAACUCGAGGCGCGGCUCGCGGGCGGCGAACGGUUCCUCGCCCUCUUCUGCGAGUUCCCGGGCAACCCGCUGCUGACGUGCCCCAACCUCGCGCGCAUCCGGCAGCUGGCGGACCGCUACGACUUUGCCGUCGUGGUGGACGAGACCAUCGGCACGUUUGCAAACAUCAGCGUGCUGCAGUACGCCGACGUGGUCGUCAGCAGCCUGACCAAGAUCUUCUCGGGCGACUGCAACGUCAUGGGCGGGAGCGCCAUCCUGAACCCCGACGGCCGCUACUACGCCGCCCUCAAGGCCGCCGCCGCCGCCGAGUACGAGGACACGUACUGGGCCGAGGACGUGCUCUUCCUCGAGCGCAACAGCCGCGACUUCGCGUCGCGCGUCGACCGCAUCAACGCAAACGCCGAGGCCAUCUGCGACGUGCUCCUGGCCCACCCACGCGUCAAGGCCGUCUACUACCCAAAGUGCAACCCGGACCGCGACAACUACGAGCGCUGCCGCCUGCCGUCGGGCGGCUACGGCGGCCUGCUGUCCGUCGUCUUCCACUCCAAGGAGGACGCCGCCACGUUCUACGACGCCAUCGACACCGCAAAGGGGCCCAGCCUGGGGACCAACUUCACCCUCGCCUCGCCCUACGUGCUGCUGGCCCACUACCAGGAGCUGGAUUGGGCUGAGAGCCUCGGCGUCGAUUCCAGUCUCGUCAGGAUCAGCGUUGGGCUGGGAGAGACGCCGGACCAAAUUUCUAUCUUCAGGGAUGCCCUCAAGGCUGUCGAGCCGCUCCCGUCGUCCUGA
This is a messenger RNA of Gaeumannomyces tritici R3-111a-1, 1830 nucleotides long. Its product is annotated as cystathionine gamma-synthase. Gene Ontology annotation, biological process: transsulfuration. The record is from RefSeq and is a predicted model, not a curated record. Gene Ontology annotation, molecular function: cystathionine gamma-synthase activity; pyridoxal phosphate binding. The transcript has 2 exons. Lineage: Eukaryota; Fungi; Ascomycota; Sordariomycetes; Magnaporthales; Magnaporthaceae. Bases 1 to 1830 code for a protein of 609 amino acids.